Anneissia japonica is the source of this 484-nucleotide messenger RNA. RefSeq lists its product as uncharacterized. NCBI's taxonomy places the organism in Eukaryota, Metazoa, Echinodermata, Crinoidea, Comatulida, Comatulidae. Bases 26 to 484 code for a protein of 152 amino acids. The transcript is spliced from 3 exons. The record is from RefSeq and is a predicted model, not a curated record.
CUUUUCAGCGGGAAAUAACUUAAUUAUGUCGUACCUCGGCAAAGACAGACACGAUGGAUUGCCGAAAUUAAAUGGCCACAGAUCUAUGGACCGUAAUUUGACGCUUUUGGAAGACGAAAUUGAGAGGCUUCGUUUCAGUCGGUCAGCCCCACCUGCCGGACGGUCUAGUAGCCGGCCAAAUAGCCCAGGACUAGGCCUAGGGAGUCCUCAACCAAGUGGCUUUCAAACGAAAAAAAUGAUACAGGAUUUGCAUGAUCAAGUAAAACUGUACAAAUCGGAACUUGAUAAGAAAGAUAAGUUGAUCCAGGACUUAUCAAGGGUUGAGUCAUCAACUCCAUACCGGAGGGUACAUUUUAGUCCAGAGGAUAAGGUAUGUUAUUAUCUGCUUAAAUUUUAUUAUAGAUUUUAUGUUAUUGGCAUUUUUGUAAUCAAAUUCAUAUUCAGAAUUAUUAGAUAUUCAUACAAAUUGUUCUCAAUAGUAUAA